Molecule: messenger RNA, 2241 nt
Organism: Oryzias latipes (Japanese medaka)
Lineage: Eukaryota; Metazoa; Chordata; Actinopteri; Beloniformes; Adrianichthyidae
Gene: zbtb35
Product: zinc finger protein 131
Biological process (GO): regulation of transcription by RNA polymerase II
Cellular component (GO): nucleus
Molecular function (GO): DNA-binding transcription factor activity, RNA polymerase II-specific; protein binding
Source: RefSeq, a predicted model, not a curated record
CUGGGAAUCGGAGGCCUUGUUCUGAAACGACCGCCCUUUUUUGGAGCAAGCCGAGAGUAGAUCAGCGUUUCAUAUGUCGUCGGAAAUAUCACCACAAAACAAGUUUUUGCUGUAAUUUUACUAAACUUCAGUUCAGGAUCUCCCUGAAGAUGUCAACGGUGGAGGAGGUUGAGGCAACGGGUGGUAGUGAGUAUCCAGCUCACUAUAAAGUCAUGUUGGAGAAAUUAAAUGAGCAGCGACAGCUCGACCAGUUCACAGAUAUUACCCUGAUAGUUGAUGGACACCAAUUCAGAGCCCAUAAAGCUGUGUUGGCAGCAUGCAGUCAGUUUUUCUACAAAUUCUUUCAGGAUUUUACCCAAGAACCCCUGGUGGAGAUAGAAGGUGUGAGCAACGCAGCCUUUCGUCAGCUGAUGGACUUCACGUACACAGCCACACUAGCUGUUGCAGGGGAGAGCGAAGCUUUUGAUGUGUGGAAAGCUGCUGAAUACCUGCAGAUGCAAGAAGCCAUCAAGGCGCUCGACAAGAAGAUUCAUGAAUUUUCGUCAUUGACAGCCAGAAGUACAAGUAAAAAGAGGAAGAUUGCAGAGACUUCUAAUGUGAUUACAGAAACCCUGCCAACAGUAGAAGGAGAACAAGUGGAGAUUCAGGUAAUAGGCGAAGGACCCAUUGAGGUGGAAGAGUCCGGCUUGGAGGAAGUUGUAGACGCAGCAAAAAAUGCUCAAGCAUCCUCAGAUGACUCUGCUUUAGCUCUCCUUGCUGAUAUAACUAGUAAAUACCAGCAAGGAGAACCAACCAUUCAAGUUAUUAAACGGGAAGAAAUAGAAGAGCACGAGGUGGUUUAUCAAGAGGAAACGGUGACGGCGUCAAAGGUCCUGGAGAAUGUUGAGGUCGUUGAGGUGCAGAUCUCCCAAGCGGACAACAUGUUUCGCUGCAACAAGUGUGAGCGCAGCUUCAAGCAGUACUCCCACCUGAAGCAGCACAUCAAAAGUCACCUGGGCUCGCUGGAGAGGCCGCAUGUGUGCAGUCACUGCGGGAAAGCUUACACAAGGGAGGGGGCUCUGAAGCAGCACAUAAACACUUUUCAUUUUGAGGCAGAGGAGCUGUCUCAAAAUCAAAAGCCCCAGAAGAAGGUCCACGUCUGUGAAUACUGCAAGAAGAACUUUGACCACUUCGGACACUUUAAGGAGCACCUGCGAAAACACACUGGUGAAAAACCAUACGAGUGUCCAGAUUGUCAUGAGAAAUUUGCGAGGAACAGUACGCUGAAGUGCCAUAUGGCGGCCUGUCAGAAUGGGGCCGGGGCCAAAAAGGGACGCAAGAAACUCUACGAGUGCCAGGUGUGCGGCAGUGUGUUCAACAGUUGGGACCAGUUCAAAGACCAUCUAGCGAGUCACACAGGAGAAAAGCCAAACCACUGCACUGUGUGUGACAUGUGGUUCACUCACCCCAAGGAGCUGACCGCCCACCUAAAGGAGAUUCAUCUGAUUGUGGAGAAAAUACCGGAGCAGCUGGUCAUCACCGACUCUGCCGCCCUCACGAUAGCAGCGCAGAGCCUCGGCGGGGCUGAAACCGUCCUGUUGGAUGACGGCAUUCAGGUGGAGCACGUCACCGUGGAGCCUGUAAAUGUCAUGGAAUUGGAGGAAACUGCAACUGUUGUGGUGGAAGACGGAGGGGUCGGGGAGAUGUGCGAAGAGGACGUGGAGCGGUUGAAACAGGCGGGGCUGCAGAUCCAGGUGGUGCAUGUGACCACGGCUGAUGUCCAGGGGCAGCAGGUGGUGAACUCUCAGGUGGAAGCAAAGAUGGAGGAGAUGGUGAACGAGGAGGAAGCAGAGCAGCCGUUGGUCGUAUGAAAUGACCUCCAGGACACUUUUCUGUUGCAGCAAUAUCAAAUUAUGCUGUAGUGGAUGCCUCAUUUCUCAGAGAUCUGCAUGUUUGGGUUUUUUUUAUUCUCAUCCGCAUCAUGAGUUAUUGACAUUUUUUGUAAAAGGUUAUCUUCACUUGCCUUUGUCUUGUUUCAUGCUUCAUUUUUAUCUUUAUUGCUUUGCCUCACUGAAUAUUUAACUCCAAAAACACAUUUGAAUAAAAGGUGGACAUGGAGUUUAACAUUGCAGCAUCUUGAAAAAUAUUCUGUUUCAUAGAAAUUUCAUUGUCCUCAUUGAACAAUAUUUAUUUUCACAACAGUAUAGUUUUUUUUUUGUGUGUUAAAAAAUUUGAACCAUAAAAUAAAAUUGGUUUUGGCCA